GAGACACUGAAUCGUUUACUAAACAAUAUUUCGCCAUCGCGCAAGAUCUCAUUCAUGCAAAGCAGGCUGCUGUUCGCGGGGAGUUCGCCCCAGAUCCUCAAGGCAAAGGCUCCCCCGGUGCCGUGCCGCGUAGUUAAGGGCGACAAACGCCACGGACAUCGUUCCAACCGCCCCACAACAGCGAGCGCGGCCGACACCGGGCCAAACAAGGCACCGGUGAUGGUGGAGGCGAUGGUGCAAGCCGUGGCAGCGGCCCAAUUCGCCUUGGCCAUGAAGACCAAGGCCGCCGCGGACGCCCAGAAGGCCGCCGCGGACGCCCAGAAGGCCGCCGCGGACGCCGAGAAGGCCGCCGAGGCCGCCAAGCAGGAGGCGAGCAACAUCAGCGUCCUCUGGCUAAUUAUUCUGGCUUUGCUCAUCAUAUUCUGUCGUCGUUGAUGCGCAGACGGCGGAGGCCAUGCACGAGCUGCGGGACUGGGGGUUUCUUACAUUCAUCGCAACGGUCGUCGGGCGGGCCUCGCUGGUAGAAUCGUUGGGCAUGGUUCCCUCCGCGAGCAUGAAUGCGGGCACCAUGCCCAACGAUUCCGUUAGCGUGGCCCGCCCUGCGAUCGUUGCGAUGACUGUGAGAAACCCCCAGCCCCACACCUCGUCCAUCGCUUCCGCCGUCUGCGCAUCAACGACGACAGAAUAUGAUGAGCAAGGCCCAAAUACAUAUCCCACGAGCUGUGGGGCUGGGGCUUUCUACCAGUGAGGCCCGCCCGACGACUGUUGCAAUGGCUGAGAGAAACCCCCAGCCCCACAGCUCGUGCACCGCUUCGGCCGUGGAGGCAGGUGCAGGCGGGUGGUGUGGGUGGGCUUGUAUUGGAACGAACUGUGUAUUGGAGUGAACUGUGUAUUGGAAGAGACAGGGACAGAGGUAAAACAUUUCAAACUCAAUCUGGAAGGGUGCUGUGCUGGAGCAUGAUGGUGAAAUGGGUUUGGCAAACAGUGCCAUCACCAACAGGGGAGGGGUGUGUGCAACUCGACCUGGAUCCAGGGUCGCGCUGCAUGGGACCCGGCCAAAAGCGUGUUCGGACCCCCAGCGCCGGCUCCUGAGACUUGAUUAUUGUUACCUGGACAAUUGUUUAGUCAUUUGAACUGACAGGUGUCGCAAGGAACGGGUGUUCUUGUAACAUAACUGCGGU
Molecule: messenger RNA, 1181 nt
Organism: Chlamydomonas reinhardtii
Lineage: Eukaryota; Viridiplantae; Chlorophyta; Chlorophyceae; Chlamydomonadales; Chlamydomonadaceae
Exons: 3
Coding region: 55-435 (126 amino acids)
Source: RefSeq, a predicted model, not a curated record